ACGUCACCGGCGUAACCCAUAUCACGAAUCCUCCAAAUCCCUCUCGCGAAGAAGAGGAAGAAAGAAGGCAACCAUGGUGACCCAGUACGGCAUCAAGUUGGCCGUACACCUCAUGACUAACCACUUCGGCAAUGUCGUCGCUAAAGUGUGUGAGAAUCUUCUUCAAAGAGGUCCCCUGACCCUCCAACUGAUAGUUCAGUUAACGGAGCUCACCCCGCAACAGGUCACGAGCUCCCUCCUCAUCUUGAUCCAACACAACUGCGUUCAAGCUUUCUCUCUCGAGCAACAAGGUGGUUUAGAGGAUGGGCCAAAAGCUGAUACCCAGUACAUGGUGUUGUUUAGUAACAUACUCCAUCGCAUGAGAUUUUCCAAAUUCUUGAAGAUUGUUUCUGGUGAAUUUGAUGAAGAAUGUAAAGAACUUCUUCACGGUUUGCUUCAGCAUGGUAGGCUUACACUGAAGCAAAUGGUAGAAAGAGCCAAGAAUAUGAUUGAAAGAGAGAAGUCAAGUAAAAGAGAAGGAAUUUGUGAAGAUAUUGUACAAGAAAACCUUCUUAAACUUUUGGCUGCCCGUUAUGCUGAACGCUGCCCGACCCAUGAAGCAGUCCUUGCUGCACCAGUUACAGAAGAAACUACUGCCAAGAAGCGAGGUGCCAAGUCUGCUAAGAGAAAUGAAGAAUCAGUGACAAUAGAACAACGUGUUCUAGGAGCAGCAGCUCCUAUGGAAGCACAAAGAUUUUCAAUUAUAACAAAUACUGGAUCUAAUGUCAGCAGAGAAAUAAGUACGAAUGCUUCCUCUAGUAUGAGUGUUGGAGAAAAGCGCAAGUAUGACUCUUUGGAGUUAGAUAGAGAACCUGCAGCUGAAGAGGAGGAAGUAGUUCUUUUUCGUGCCAAUUUUGAGGAAUUUAUGCGUCGUCUUAGGCAUAAGGCUUGCAUUGAGAAUGUGAGAACACGCCUGGAUGAUGGAUCUUCAAUUGUCUUAAGAGCAAUGCUGGAGGCAGCAAGAAGUUUAGAGAAAAAAGUGAAAACAGAAAAGCCUGUUCCCUUGUCACUGAAUACCAUUUUUGAAGAGGUAAUGAAGAGUGAAGAAGGGCGUGGUAUGACCUUAGACCGUGUCAGAGCUUCCCUUGCCCAGUUUGGUUGUUCACCCUCUGCAAGAGGGACAGAUGAAUCAUAUAGUAUUGAUUUGAAGAAAAUUGUCGAAUUAGCACAGAAUGAUGAGGUUUCUUUGACACUCGUUUCAAAAGAUAUGAAAAUCCAUGUUUCAGUCACUAAAAGAUGUCUUACUUUUUCUACACUGCAGUUGGAGUCAAUUGUGUUGAAAAGAUAUGGAAGGGACGCUUAUAGAAUGUUCAGAUUACUGUCAAAAACUGGUCGCCUAGUUGAGACCGAUAAGAUUUCAGAUACCACAUUUGUUGAAAAGAAGGAUGCACCCAAGAUUCUUUAUAAGCUUUGGAAGGAUGAGUACUUGCAUAUGGAGAAAUUAGUUGUAGCGGGAGCUAGACAAUCACAAUUCUUGUUAUGGAAAGUAAAUAAGCCCUCGCUACAAGAACAUGUACUAGAUGAGAUGUUCCGUGCUGCUUUAAAUUUGAGUCAACGAGUGGCUUAUGAGCGGGAAAAGGAAAAAGAGUUUGCAAAGAGGACAGUUCUCUGCCCAAAUAAUUGAAAUGGCCGUACAUGAUACUGUGUAAUUGCACCAAAACCUGACAAUGAACAGUGAGAAUAUCGUCUUGUUGACUAUAAACUAGUAGGUUGAAUUUGUUCCCGACAAUGAAGGAUCUUUGCCUCCCAAUGUUUUUAAUGUUAAUUGUUUCAUUCGGUCCAAACAGUUUAACAACUCGCUGUGUAUGUACGUGUUAAAGAUUCUUGCUUAUUUUAUAUCACAGCUGGACUUAACCAUUUGAGUAAUGGGGUCUUUUUUUUCCUUUUGUUGUUGGUGGAUUGUUUGUCAAUUCCUGUUUUUCCAUCUUUUGAAAAUUUUCACACUAAUAAAGGUAGUGUUUGGCAAACAACAUGGCUU
This is a messenger RNA of Corylus avellana, 2017 nucleotides long. RefSeq lists its product as uncharacterized. Gene Ontology annotation, molecular function: single-stranded DNA binding. Gene Ontology annotation, biological process: DNA-templated transcription. Gene Ontology annotation, cellular component: RNA polymerase III complex. The record is from RefSeq and is a predicted model, not a curated record. Lineage: Eukaryota; Viridiplantae; Streptophyta; Magnoliopsida; Fagales; Betulaceae.